GGCCCCCGGGGGGCUUUCCAACUGGAAACCCAGAAUGAGAUCCAAGCUGCGAUGCGCUCCAAGAAGCAGGCCCGGUUCUCCGGGAUCAGUGAGCUGGAAGAGGUCCUCACUUCCGAGGGUCAGGGCUUGGAUGGGCGCCCGGGGUUAGGGCGGCUCUGGGUGGGAGGGGGGCACCUGGAAACGCUGCCCCCAGCCUCCUCCACCCGCCAGCCCCUCCCGCAGGCCCUCCGCCUCUAACACAGAGUUGUAAGGUGGGACGGCAGGUGCUGGGAAAGCACCUGGGAGGUGGGCAGGGCAGAGGGGGGCCCAGUCUGACAGCCUGGUGAGCACCCCUCGAGGGCAGGGACACAGGAGGCAGGAAAUCCUAGGGAUUCCAAAGUGCCCUCAGGGAAUCGGGGCUUUGCUGGGAACCGGGGAGCAGCCAUGGGGUCCUGGGAGCCCUGCAUCCGAGAGGUCCCCCGCCCCUCAGGUCUGAGCCCUGGACCGCAGCGUCCCUGGGGUCCUCGGGGAAUGGGAUGGAGGCUGAACUGCUGGAGUGGGCACAUCUCUCCUCUGCCCUCGUUUUAGCCCCAGAGGAGAGGCUACGGCUCCUUUGCAGGGGAGAAGACUGAGGCCUUGCUCCCGCAGAGGUGGGAGCUGGCCUGGAGCCCCCUGAGCCCCAGCAGGCGGGCAGGGCACCCCCAGUUCCCCAGGCGCUACGGGGCCCGGCUGAGGGGCCCCUGGGGUCCUGGCUUCCUGUCUUUCUCCUGCCCCUCACCUCCUGGAGAGGAAGAGGAGGUUCCACCCUGACCCUGGCCUCCCUGCGGGUGGGCUGGCCCUAGCCCAGGAAUGCAUUCUUGCUUCCUGCUUGAGCAAUGUCACUGUGAUUUGGGGGUCCCUGGGGGCGGGAGGAGUCCACAGCCCUUCCCACCCUGCAAGGUGGCCUGCCGCCCCAGGAGUCCCCCUGGCUCAGGCUGGCGGAGGCUCCAGAUGGGGCUUGGCAGACUGUGACUGUGUGGAGUCUCUCUGCCUCAGUUUCUCUGCUGUGCCUGGAGGGGUAAAGAGACCAGAGGACAGCAAAGCUCAGUUGGAAGGAAGCCAGGGUACUUUGGGGGUGGGGGGCUGGAAGUCCAGCCCCCAGGCCCUGCACCCUCUGUGUCCUGAUGAGCUGGUCAAGGGGGUACCGCAGGGUACCUGCUUUCCCAGCUGGGCACCCUGAGGCCUGGACGGGGCAGGGUGCGGGCUGGUGCCCCAGGGGAGGAGGCGCACUCAGUUCAGGAAGAGGGAGGCAAACACGCUGCCCCUACGGGUGGGUAGAGACGCAGGUGCAAGGGAAGCCCCCUCCCUGAGGCCCAGUGGCGUUUCGAGAACCGCAGGUCCCAGGGUGGACUGUCCAGUGGGCGCUGGGUGCAGGCCCCGUCCUCCUCCCCCACGCCUCCCCUGAACAGAUGCGGAAGCCGAGCCCCCUCCCGGUCAGCCCAGCCCCCCUCCUCAGCUUCGGCUGAGCUGGGACUUGAACUCGGGUCCUAAGUGACCCUGCCCGGGCCCCCCUGCAGCCCCAGGGUCCUCUGGAUCUGGAGAUGCUGAGGUGAGCGGCUGCUGGGGGGCGGGGGCACGAAUAGGAGGCAAGUUGGGGCUCUGUCCCGGCUCCCUGCCCCUCUGAGCCUGACCCAGUAGCGUCCCCUACUGUCCUGGCUUUGCCGGGAGCCAGGGGUCAGCCAUGGGGUCCUGGGAGCCCUGCACACCAGCUCCCCCCGGCAGCCAAGCUGGCGCCAAGUCCUCGCACGCACGGCCUACCCCCUGGGCGCUGGCAGGAGGGGCGGCAGGGGGAACGGCAGAAAGAGAGUUAACAGCAGCUGCUGACUUCUCUCUGGAAGGAAAAACUCCCCAUAAACGCCCUGUUGCCUGGCAUCUUGCCAGGGCCAAGAUAGAGGCCAAAACUGGAAGUCCCGGCGGGUGGCCAGCUCUGCCUCUGCAGAGGACGCUUGAAGACAGAGCAGCCCCGUGGCCAGCCAUCCGUCCACACACCCACCGUCCACCCGGCUGCCUGCUGCUCAUCUGGAAACCUCUGUCUGCCCACCCAUCCGACUCUGUCUGUCUGUCUGAUCCUCCUCCGUCCUGCCAUCUGGCUGUCCGCCCACUUGUCUGUCUGUGGCCCCCGUCUGGUGGUCCACCUGCCCUGUCGCCUGUGAGUCCGUCAGCUCCGCUUGUCGGGUCAGCCUCCCACCUCCCUCUGCACCUCCCUGUCGGCUGGCUGCCUGCCCCCCUGCCUCCCCUCUCCCCUGGGCCGCAGCCAUGGCCCAGGGCCGCGGGGCCGUGGUCAGCCUGGUCCUGCUGGGGCUGGGGCUGGCUCUGGCCAUCAUCGUGCCCACCGUGGUCGUCUCCCGGCACCGUGUCCACUGCGGCCCCCAGGCCUUUGCCCACGCUGCGGUCGCUGCGGACUCCAAAACCUGCUCGGACAUUGGACGAGCCAUCCUCCAGCAGCGCGGCUCGCCGGUGGACGCUGCCAUCGCGGCUCUGGUCUGCACCGGGGUCGUCAACCCCCAGAGCAUGGGCCUGGGUGGAGGGGUCAUCUUCACUAUCUACAACGCCACCACAGGGAAGGUGGAAGUCAUCAACGCUAGGGAGACGGUGCCCUCCAGCCCCAUCCCGGCUCUGCUGGACCAGUGCGAGCAGGCCCAGCCUCUGGGCACAGGCGCGCAGUGGAUCGGGGUGCCCGGGGAGCUCCGCGGCUACGCUGAGGCCCACCGCCGCCAUGGCCGCCUGCCCUGGGCACAGCUCUUCACGCCCACCAUCGCGCUGCUCCGGGGGGACUUCCGCGUGCCCACCGUCCUUGCCAGCUUCCUGCACAGCCCCUUCCUGCGCCCCGCCCUUACGAAGUCAUCCCUGAGGCAGCUCUUCUUCAAUGGGACAGAACCCCUGAGGCUUCAGGACCCACUGCCGUGGCCUAUGCUGGCCGCCACCCUGGAGACAGUGGCUGCAGAAGGCGCGGAGGCCCUCUACACAGGGCGGCUAGGCCAGCUGCUGCUGGAGGACAUCGCCAAGGAAGGUAGCCAGCUGACCCUGCAGGACUUGGCAUCCUUCCAGCCUGAGGUGGCGGAUGCCCUGGCCAUGCCCCUGGGGGACUAUACCCUGUACUCGCCGCCGCCGCCUGCUGGGGGCGCCAUUCUCAGCUUCAUCCUCAACGUGCUCAAAGGGUUCAACUUUUCCGCCGAGUCGGUGGCCGGGCUGGAGGGGAGAGUGAACUUGUACCAUCACCUCGUGGAGACGCUCAAGUUUGCUGGGGGGCAGAGGUGGCGGCUGUGGGACCCUCGAAGCCACCCAGAGGUCCAGAACGCCUCCCGGGACCUGCUGGGGGAGGCCCUGGCCCAGCAUAUCCGCCAGCAGAUGGACGCCCGGGGUGACCACCCGCUUGACCACUACAGCCUGGCCGGGGCCUGGACCCACAAGAUGGGCACGGCCCACGUGUCCGUGCUGGGAGAGGAUGGCAGCGCCGUGGCCGCCACCAGCACCAUCAACACGCCCUUUGGAGCCAUGGUGUACUCACCACGCACGGGCAUCCUUCUCAACAACGAGCUUCUGGACCUGUGCUGGCGGCACUCACAAGGCUCCAGAGCCACGCCCCCGCCCGGUGACGAGGCUGCCCUGACUCCUGUCCGGCCCCCAGUUCCAGGUGAGCGGCCCCCGUCGUCCAUGGUCCCCUCCAUCUUGGUCAGCGCAGCCCAGGGGUCGAAGCUGGUGAUCGGCGGGGCUGGCGGGGAACUCAUUAUCUCUGCGGUGGCCCAAGCCAUCGUGAACAAGCUGUGGCUGGGCUUUGACCUGCAAGCCGCCAUCAAGGCCCCCAUCCUGCAUGUGGACAGCAAGGGCCAGGUGGAGUUCGAGCCCAGCUUCAGCCAGGAGGUUCAGAAGGGGCUCCAGGACCGGGGCCAAGAGCAGAGCAAGAGGCCCUUCUUCCUGAACGUGGUCCAGGCCGUGUCCCAGGACGGGGCCUGCGUGCAUGCCGCAGCGGACCCGCGGAAGGGCGGCGAGCCCUCGGGCUACUGAAAGGCUGGUCCCUCCUGAUUUGGGGUCCUGCCCAGCAUGCACCCGGCUGGCCUGGCCCGGGGGACCGAGCACUCUGGCAGGAUCUGGGCCCCUGGACCGGACGGUUGGUCUGGGGCUGCAAAGAGGUGGACAGCCCAGCAGACGGAUGGCUGUGGGGGCCAAGUCCCCCCACCAGAGCCCCUGCCCUGGCCGCGCCAGGCCUCACCCAGGACUGUGCCCCUGCCCCCUGGAAACCCCGCCCCCCACCUGUGUAUCCUUUGGUCUGAGAUUAAAGAAGAGACUGCACCA
Molecule: messenger RNA, 4311 nt
Organism: Cervus elaphus (red deer)
Lineage: Eukaryota; Metazoa; Chordata; Mammalia; Artiodactyla; Cervidae
Gene: GGT5
Product: gamma-glutamyltransferase 5
Exons: 12
Coding region: 2275-4023 (582 amino acids)
Biological process (GO): glutathione catabolic process
Molecular function (GO): glutathione gamma-glutamate hydrolase
Source: RefSeq, a predicted model, not a curated record